Thamnophis sirtalis is the source of this 1110-nucleotide messenger RNA. Lineage: Eukaryota; Metazoa; Chordata; Lepidosauria; Squamata; Natricidae. The record is from RefSeq and is a predicted model, not a curated record.
AUGGGCCAUGAGAACAUCUGUGGGAUGGAAAAUAGCUCUUUAAAUCAAGACCAUCCAAACAGAAUUCAAGAUACAUCAGGAGAAAAUGGAGAAAUUAAUAGUCAGAAGAAAGAUGGUCCACAGCUUUUGGUAUUUGAAAACAAUGUGCAAAAAUAUAACACUGCAGAAGUAAUAAAUUCAGAGUCCUCUGAUGCGACAAAUUCAGCACCAUUCCUUCUAAACUCUGUCAUGUGUUCUACUCAACAAUUAAAAGAAAUUGAUUGUAUAUUGGUGAUACCACAAGAAACCCAAAACCUAAGUGCCACAUCAAGAUUGCAGAUACUUGAUAACUCAACAUCUGUUGGUGAUAAUAUCUGUCAGCCAUCUACUGAUACUCAAAAUGUUUGCAUGAACAUGCUUUUGUCACAAAACUCAAAUAUGAACAAUGCUUCCUCAAUACAACCUAUUGUAGAGUUAGAAUCCACAUGUCGCUUUGUUAGUACUGAUCAGGAUAACAUGGCCCCACGUAAAAGAAUCUUACUUAAUGUUAAUUUAGAAUCUCCAGGGCAAUUUUCUCAUGUACCACAAAACAUGAUUAGUCAGAAUACUUCCCAGUAUUUGAAGAAUCAAGAUUAUGAAAGAGACCUAUAUUUCAAGAAAAAUAGGAAGAAAAAAGUUCAACUAUUAGAUCUGCUUGAACUGGGAAAAAUUAAGCCAGGAGAUGAUGUUUUAGAAUUCACACUACAGGAUUCCAAACAUAAAGCUAGCCUUCUUGGAAAUGGAAAAGUCCAAACAGGAAGCAAUUCAGUUUAUCAAAAUCCAGUUCAAUGGAUUAAGGCAAUAUUAGGAAAUGAUAUUUGUGUAAGCUGGAAAUAUGUAUAUAAUAAGGUCACAUACUGUGGAAGGCCAUUAUCAACAAUUGUUAAUGAAAUGAAUGAUCCUAAGGAACCAGAAGUAUUGUUGCAACAAAAAAAUCUGCUCGACUCUUCCUAUCAGACUAAUUCCUCAAAAACACCCUGCUUUCUACAAUUCAACAAAAUAAUGUUAAUAACAGACGAAGAAUUUUUGCCAUGGCAUGCAGGAGAACAGUACUGGGACUUUUAUGUCAAAUGUGAAAAUUUUGGAUUUUAA